Molecule: messenger RNA, 1416 nt
Organism: Coniosporium apollinis CBS 100218
Lineage: Eukaryota; Fungi; Ascomycota; Dothideomycetes
Exons: 5
Coding region: 1-1416 (471 amino acids)
Biological process (GO): pantothenate import across plasma membrane
Cellular component (GO): plasma membrane
Molecular function (GO): pantothenate transmembrane transporter activity
Source: RefSeq, a predicted model, not a curated record
AUGGGUAAAGUCAAGGACUACUUGCGACCUGGCGAAGGGCUGCCCGGCGAGAGAGCAUUAGUGCAGAAGCUCGAUUUCUUUAUCUUGACCUUCUGCUGCUUGAUGUACUUCUCCAAUUACCUCGACCGCUCGAACUUGGCCAAUGCAUACGUAUCUGGCAUGCGAGAAGAGCUAUCCUUCGUAGGGAACCAGCUCAACCAGAUCAAUACAGUUUUUACCGUCGGAUACAUCCUUGGCCAAGUACCCUCGAAUCUGGCCCUGUAUUACAUCCGGCCCCGCAUCUUCUUCCCUGCCAUGAUGCUUGUCUGGGGUGGUUUGACGAUGGUCACAGCCUCAGUACAGAGUCCUCAGUCCAUUAUGGCAAUCCGCUUCUUCCUUGGACUGGCCGAGUCCAGUACGUUUGUCGGAACUCACUAUAUCCUUGGCUCAUGGUACACGGAAAGAGAGCUAGGGAAGCGAAGCGGCAUCUUCACUGCGUCCGGUCUUGCGGGCACUAUGAUCGGUGGAUUUAUCCAAACUGGCAUUCACUCCUCGCUCAAUGGCCGCAGCGGGCUCAGCGGCUGGCGCUGGCUCUUCAUCAUCGAUGGCAUUAUCACGUUACCCAUAGCCAUCUACGGCUUCCUCCUCUUCCCAGAUACACCUACGACAACGAGGGUUCCCUACCUUAAUGCUGUCGAGCGCCGCCUCGCUGUAUCACGCGUGCCUCCGCCAUCACAUAAGCGGUCGCCUCUCAGCCUUUCAUUCCUUAAGGAGGUCCUGACCUCCUGGUACUGGUACGGCUUCGUCGUCCUCUGGAUCAUCGCCGGAGAGACCGAGUCCUUCAGCACGAACGCCCUGCUGGCACUGUACAUGAAGAGUCACCCAACCAGGAGGUAUACCGUCGCGCAGCUCAACAACUACCCAACUGGCGUACCCGCCGUCGGCAUUAUCAGCACGAUCUUCUGGGCGACCCUAACCGACUUCAUGGGCGGCAAGCGCUACCUUGUCGGCUACUUCAUCGCUAUCACUGGUAUUGUCACAUCCGUUAUGAUUCUGACACUUCACGGGAGCACAGCGAGCAUCUUCGGCGCCUAUUAUUGGGCCGGCAGUGUUUACGCCUGCCAGGCAACCUUCUUUGCUUGGGCGAACGACGCGCUGAGGUAUGAAGAUGACAUGCUGCGAGCUGUGGUGAUUGCGAGCAUGAAUAUGGGAAGUAACGCCGUCAAUGCUUGGUGGAGUAUCGUCUUCUACAGUGCGAACUUUGCGCCGUGGUUUACUAGGGGCAUGUGGGCGAUGAUCGGAUGUUCGAUUGCACUGGCUCUGUGGACAACCGGCCUGUUGUAUAUGACCGCAAGGUCGGAGCGGAGAAGAGAAGCGGAGGCUGUGCAGAGGAACUCGGAGGAUGCCAGAAGCGAUUCUGUGCCCGAGAAGGCUUGA